AUGUCGAGACCAAAGGGAUUACUAUGGUUGCCUUUGAUCUUCACUCCUGUCUGUGUCAUAGUAAACUCAAAUUUACUACUAUGGAUAACAGCAUUUGCUGUAAGAUUUACAAUAAUUGAUGGCCAAGCACAGCAUCCAAUUGUACUUACGAAUUAUGGUAAGAUACGUGGCACAAGAACAUCAUUAUCCAUAGAAAUUUUGGGACCUGUAGAGCAAUACUUGGGAGUGCCCUAUGCUGCACCACCAACUGGGGAGAGACGCUUCCAACCACCUGAACCACCUUCAUCAUGGACUGAUAUCCGGAAUGCCACACAAUUUGCUGCAGUGUGCCCACAAUAUUUGGAUGAAAGAUCAUUGCUAAAUGAUAUGCUGCCAGCAUGGUUUACUGCCAAUAUAGAUACAGUUGCAAGCUAUGUGCAGGUUCAAAGUGAAGAUUGCUUAUACUUAAACAUCUAUGUGCCAACUGAAGAUGGAGCCAACACAAAGAAACAAGCUGAUGAUAUAGCCAAUAAUGACCGUGGUGAAGAUGAAGAUAUCCAUGAUCCAAAUAAUAAGAAACCAGUUAUGGUUUAUAUCCAUGGAGGAUCCUACAUGGAGGGUACUGGAAACAUGAUUGAUGGAAGUAUACUUGCAAGUCAUGGAAAUGUAAUUGUCAUUACCGUCAACUACCGAUUAGGUAUCCUUGGAUUCUUGAGUACAGGGGACCAAGCAGCAAAAGGAAACUACGGAUUACUUGAUCAAAUACAAGCUUUACGAUGGAUUGAAGAAAACAUUGGAGCUUUUGGAGGGGACCCAAAGAGGGUUACAAUAUUUGGAUCUGGGGCUGGUGCAUCCUGUGUAAGCCUAUUAACCUUAUCCCACUAUUCUGAAGGUUUGUUCCAAAAAGCAAUCAUACAAAGUGGAACAGCUCUCUCCAGCUGGGCAGUGAACUACCAGCCUGCCAAGUAUACUAGGUUAUUGGCAGAUAAAGUGGGUUGUGACAUGCUGGAUACUAUUGACUUGGUUGAUUGUCUUCGGGAGAAGGAGUACAAAGAACUCAUUCAACAGUCCAUUACACCAGCUACAUACCACAUUGCCUUUGGACCAGUCAUUGAUGGUGAUGUCAUUCCAGAUGACCCUCAGAUACUCAUGGAACAAGGGGAGUUUCUUAACUAUGAUAUUAUGCUUGGAGUUAAUCAAGGAGAAGGCUUAAAAUUUGUAGAUGGUAUAGUAGAUAAUGAAGAUGGUGUAUCGUUAAGCGACUUUGACUUUUCAGUCUCCAACUUUGUAGACAAUUUAUAUGGAUAUCCAGAAGGAAAGGAUACUCUUCGGGAAACUAUUAAGUUCAUGUAUACUGAUUGGGCUGAUAAAGAAAAUCCAGAAACACGUAGAAAGACAUUGGUUGCACUUUUUACUGAUCACCAAUGGGUGGCGCCUGCUGUGGCAACUGCUGAUUUACAUGCUCGAUAUGGUUCUCCAACAUACUUCUAUGCAUUUUACCACCAUUGUCAAAGUGAAAUGAAACCAUCUUGGGCUGAUUCUGCUCAUGGAGAUGAAGUUCCCUAUGUAUUUGGCAUUCCGAUGAUUGGUCCUACAGAACUUUUCAACUGCAACUUCUCAAAGAAUGAUGUUAUGCUCAGUGCAGUUGUUAUGACAUACUGGACUAAUUUCGCCAAAACUGGGGAUCCUAACAAGCCAGUCCCUCAAGAUACAAAGUUCAUCCAUACUAAACCAAAUCGAUUUGAGGAAGUUGCUUGGUCUAAAUAUGACCCAAAAGACCAACUUUAUCUCCAUAUUGGUCUAAAGCCAAGAGUAAGAGACCACUACAGAGCAACAAAAGUAGCUUUUUGGUUAGAGCUUGUACCACAUUUACACAACCUGAAUGAAAUAUUUCAAUAUGUUUCUACAACGACAAAAGUACCUCCACCAGAUAUGACGUCAUUUCCAUAUGUUACCAGGCGGUCUCCUGUAAAGCCAAGGGGUACUACAAAACGUCCUGCAAUGACACCAGCAAAUAACCCUAAAGAAACACAAAAGACUGUCCUGGGUGAAACUACUAUUAUUGCAGAAGACAAAAGAGAUUACUCAACAGAACUCAGUGUCACAAUUGCUGUUGGAGCAUCCCUUUUAUUUCUGAAUAUUUUAGCUUUUGCAGCUUUGUAUUAUAAAAAAGAUAAAAGACGUCAUGAAACCCACAGACGGCCAAGUCCUCAAAGGAAUACGACAAAUGAUAUAGCUCACAUUCAAAAUGAAGAAAUUAUGUCCUUGCAGAUGAAGCAACUGGAGCAUGAUCAUGAAUGCGAAGCUCUCCAAGCACAUGACACUCUCCGGCUGACCUGUCCGCCAGACUAUACCCUCACACUUAGAAGAUCUCCUGACGAUAUUCCUCUCAUGACUCCUAAUACCAUAACCAUGAUUCCAAACACAUUAACAGGGAUGCAACCACUGCAUACCUUUAAUACUUUUAGUGGAGGCCAAAAUAGUACUAAUUUACCCCAUGGGCAUUCUACCACCCGAGUAUAGCUUUGCAAUGUUUUUCAUCCUCAUGGAGAAAACAAAAACAAACAGAAAACUUGUGAAGAAUAAGAAAAGAAGGAAUUAUUUUCUUACUCAUUCCUUUCUUGAGGAAUUGUCCUAUAUUCAUACUGAUCAGUCAAGUGUGAAUUUGUGUAAAAUGCUAUUAUGAUAAAGCUUAUGAAUUUAUCCUUGCUAGAAGAAUUUAGACAAACUUAAUAUUCUGAGCAAUCUCCUAGAAGAAAAUGGAUUUUUCCUCUCUAUCAUAUAUGAUGAAAGAAGCUGCUGUGGACCAGACAAAUGUUGUUACUGCUUUGUUUUUGUUUUCUAAGUUCUCUAUGUGCCAUAAAGAAACAAGGGGCCCUUGUUCAGAUAUGUUAGUAUAUUGAGCUUUUAAUGAAGCUGAUAUUUACAGUGGAAAUUCUAUUUAAAGCAGAGGACUGGCUAUGCAGAGUAAAAAUGUAUAGUUCUGGCAACAAAGGUAAAUGCCAUCACAAACUGUAUUUAAAGUAAAAAAAAAAUAUAUUUGUACAAAUGUAAAUAGCUGUGAGUUAUACAAAAUAUCUUUUAUUGUUGUUUUAAGUUUGAAAAAAGAACUUUUAGAAAGAUUGUGCUUUUAGUUGUGGCCUACGUGUAUAUACAUUAGUCAAGAACCAUCUCUAUUGCCUCCAGAACAAGAAAAAAAAGUUUUCUUCUUAAUAACUUGUCCUCAAAGCAGAGGUAUGUGAUUUUAUAAUAUAAUUCAUUUGUAGGAAAUAAUGAAAGCUCACUUGAAGAUGACAUUUUGGAUAUGUUACAGAACUCCCCUUUGAGGUUACAGAUAUGCAUGUGCAAUUUUACUGUACAUUAUUUUUUAUUUGAAUCAGUAUUUUAUAUUUUGCUCUUGUUUUAUGAAUUUCUGAUAAAUUGGUAAAUGCUCAAUGAUAAUGAAUCUAAUUAUAAAUGCAUAUGAGAAUGCUUGAAAUUGUUGUUUCCAUUACGAUCCAAAUAUCUCACAGUAUAUUAUUCCAGUGGAUAACAAAAAGCAAAAGAAAUCCAGAGCAUACUAGUUGCCUCUGUGUAUAUUAUUUUGUAAUAAUAAGACAAUGAUAGAGGCAACAUGGAUUUAGAUUUGUCUUAACUGAGGCAAUGCCUUUGCCACUAUGCCUAAUGUUUGUCAUAUAAAAUGUGGGUCAA
Bufo bufo (common toad) is the source of this 3669-nucleotide messenger RNA. It is a transcript of the gene NLGN4X, whose product is annotated as neuroligin 4 X-linked. Gene Ontology annotation, cellular component: postsynaptic specialization membrane; cell surface; synapse. The coding region runs from base 1 to 2502 and encodes 833 amino acids. Lineage: Eukaryota; Metazoa; Chordata; Amphibia; Anura; Bufonidae. Gene Ontology annotation, biological process: presynaptic membrane assembly; synaptic vesicle endocytosis; chemical synaptic transmission. The record is from RefSeq and is a predicted model, not a curated record. The transcript is spliced from 6 exons. Gene Ontology annotation, molecular function: signaling receptor activity; neurexin family protein binding.